Paraphaeosphaeria sporulosa is the source of this 2523-nucleotide messenger RNA. RefSeq lists its product as uncharacterized. The transcript is spliced from 3 exons. Gene Ontology annotation, biological process: glucan catabolic process. NCBI's taxonomy places the organism in Eukaryota, Fungi, Ascomycota, Dothideomycetes, Pleosporales, Didymosphaeriaceae. The record is from RefSeq and is a predicted model, not a curated record. The coding region runs from base 51 to 2513 and encodes 820 amino acids. Gene Ontology annotation, molecular function: beta-glucosidase activity.
CCGGAAGCCAUUGGGAAUCCUCAAGGCAGUCCUGCUUGAUUCUCAGAACCAUGGCGACUCUUCUCUCUGCCUUGCUUGCGAGCUCAGCCCUAGUCAGUGCUCAAGACUUCAGCGGCGGUGCCAGAUCGGAAGAUGCAUUUUCAUAUGUGCAGCCACUCGACACAGUCAUUCUGGACGAGUACAAUUCAUCGCCCGCCGUCUACCCUUCUCCUAAUGCUACCGGAGCUGGUGGCUGGGAGGACGCCCUUCAGAGGGCCAAGGAGUUCGUCGCUCAGCUUACUGUCGACGAGAAAUCCUACAUGGUCUCGGGUCAACCCGGUCCCUGUGUUGGCAACAUUGCCCCCAUUCCUCGUCUUGACUUCCCUGGCCUCUGUCUUCACGACGGCCCAUUGGCUAUCCGAGUAGCGGACUACGCCAGCGUCUUCUCUGCUGGUGUCUCUGCUGGAGCAUCAUGGGACAAGGAACUCAUGUACGAGCGCGGGUAUGCCAUGGGUGAAGAGUUCAGAGCCAAAGGCGCUCACGUUGCGCUGCAGCCUGUCGCUGGUCCCCUUGGCCGCUCGGGCUAUGCUGGCCGCAACUGGGAAGGUUCUGCUGCCGACCCUUACCUCGCGGGUGUCUUCAUGAAGGAGACCAUCCUGGGUACUCAAGAUGCUGGUGUUCAGGCUUGCGCGAAGCAUUACAUCGGAAACGAGCAAGAGACUCAGCGCAACCCCGUUUUCGACCCCAAUGGUACUACCACGGAUACUAUUUCUGCGGCUAUUUCUUCCAAUAUCGACGACCGCACCAUGCACGAGAUCUACCUCUGGCCGUUUGCAGAUGCAGCACAUGCCAAGGUUGCGUCUUUCAUGUGCUCGUACACCAGGAUUAACGGUAGCUACGGCUGCCAGAACUCCAAGGCUUUGAAUGGCCUGCUCAAGGAGGAGCUUGGUUUCCAGGGAUACGUUAUGUCCGAUUGGGGAGCUACCCAUGCUGGUGUCGCAUCCAUCGAAGCUGGCCAGGAUAUGGACAUGCCUGGUGGCCUUGGAGCCUACGGUACUGCUUUCGCUGCGGAUAUCCCGGGCCGCAUGCCCUCCUUCUUCGGCGGCAACAUCACCCUCGCCGUCAACAACGGCUCUUUGGCUGAAUCCCGUGUUGACGACAUGAUCGUUCGUAUUAUGACUCCUUUCUACGCUCUCGGCCAGGACAAGGACUUCCCGACUGUCGACCCCUCCUCCGCCGAGCUGAACACUUUCUCCCCCAUAAGCACCUGGAAGAUUGACUGGAACCUCACUGGCCCAUCUAGCCGUGACGUUCGUGGCGACCAUGCGAAGCUCAUCCGAAAGCAUGGCGCAGCCGGUACUGUUCUGCUCAAGAACGUCGACGGAGCCCUUCCCCUCAAGGCCCCCAAGAACAUUGCUGUCUUCGGUAACGACGCUGCCGAGCCCACCAAGGGUCAGCUCAACCAGCAGAACUUCGAGUACGGCACUCUUGUUGCCGGUGGUGGUUCCGGCACUGGCCAGCUCACCUACGUCGUGACUCCCCUCCGUGCCAUCCAGGACCGUGCCAAGAAGGACAAUGCGAAGAUCGUGCAGUACUGGCUCAACAACACGCUCAUCGCCAACACUGACAUCGACACCCUUCUCAUCCCCGACCGCCCUGAAGUCUGUAUCGUCAUGCUCAAGACCUGGGCCGAGGAAGCUGCCGACCGCGCCUCCCUCCAUGUGGACUGGAACGGCGACGCCGUCGUCGAGUCCGUUGCCUCCAAGUGCAACAAUACCAUCGUCGUCACCCACUCGUCCGGCAUCAACGUGCUUCCCUGGGCCGACCACGAGAACGUGACCGCCAUCGUCGCCGCGCACUUCCCCGGCGAGGAAUCAGGCAACUCGCUCGUCGACAUCCUCUACGGUGACGUUAACCCCUCAGGCCACCUGCCCUACACCAUCGCUCUCAACGGCACCGACUAUAACGCGCCGCCCACCACCGCCAUCAACACUACCGGCUACUACGACUGGCAAUCCUGGUUCGACGAGAAGCUCGAGAUCGACUACCGCUACUUCGACGCGCACAACAUCUCUGUGCGCUACGAGUUCGGCUUCGGUCUCUCCUACACCACCUUCGGCUACGCCUCCCUCGCCGCCGAGCCCCUCUCCUCCAAUAUCUCCGCGCUCCCCACGCCCCAGCCCGUCCAGCCUGGUGGCAACCCCGACCUAUUCGCCCCGGUGUACAACGUCUCCGUCGCUGUCUCCAACACAGGCAAGGUCGCCGGCCACGCCGUGCCGCAGCUGUACCUUGGUCUUCCGUCGUCCGCACCGGCUGGCACGCCGCCCAAGCAGCUGCGUGGCUUCGAGAAGGUGUGGCUCCAGCCUAAUGAGACCAAGACCGUCUCUUUCCAGCUUAUGCGCAGGGAUGUGAGCUACUGGGAUAUCGUGCAGCAGGAGUGGGUUAUUCCCAGUGGAGAGUUUAGCGUUAUGGUGGGCGAGAGCUCGAGGAUUAUCAAGGCUCAGAAGGGUGUUAAUGUGCUCGGAUCGUACUAGAUAUGGGUGG